Auxenochlorella protothecoides is the source of this 930-nucleotide messenger RNA. Its product is annotated as Violaxanthin de-epoxidase, chloroplastic. The transcript is spliced from 7 exons. Gene Ontology annotation, biological process: xanthophyll cycle. The record is from RefSeq and is a predicted model, not a curated record. Gene Ontology annotation, molecular function: violaxanthin de-epoxidase activity. NCBI's taxonomy places the organism in Eukaryota, Viridiplantae, Chlorophyta, Trebouxiophyceae, Chlorellales, Chlorellaceae. The coding region runs from base 1 to 930 and encodes 309 amino acids.
AUGGUGAAGACCGGGACCUGUCUCCUGCAAAAGUGUCAGCCGGAGCUGGCGAGGUGCUUGAUAGAUGGGGAGUGCGUGGAGAACCUCGUCUGCCUCCAGGUCUGCAAUGGGAAGGACGAUGAGAGCGGGUGCCAAGUAAAAUGUGCCGAUCGGUACAAGAAUGACAUUAUCGACAAGUUCAACGCCUGCGCCAUUACCUCUGGAGGCUGUGUGCCACAGAAAAUUGAGAAGGACACAUGGAAGGCCCCGCCGGCCUCGGCCAUCGAUCGCGCAUUUGACCCCGAGCUGUUCCAGGGCCGCUGGUAUAUCACCGCAGGCCUGAACCCCCUGUUCGACGUGUUUGACUGCCAAGAACAUUUCUUUGCGAGCCCUAGCCCAGGCAAGAACGGGGGAGUAAAAGCACCUGCACUCCUGCCCACAGGAUCCUUGUACGGCAAGAUCCGCUGGCGCAUCCCCAAGGGCAGCUCUGACUUCAUUGAGCGCUCCACGAUGCAGAGGUUUGUGCAGGACCCAGGGAACCCUGGUGUCCUGUACAAUCACGAUAAUGAGUACCUGCACUAUGAGGACGACUGGUAUGUUGUCGGCUGGGAGCCUGAUUCAUAUGCCUUCAUUGUGUACAAGGGACAGAACGAUGCCUGGAAAGGGUAUGGCGGAGCCACUGUGUACACCAGGGACUCCUCAUUCCCACCCGAGCUCACAAACAAGAUGCGAGAGCUGGCGAGCCAAGCCGGACUGAAAUGGGAGGAGUUCAAGUUGACAGACAACUCGUACAUUGCACAGAGCGUGGUGGGAUUGGAGAAGACGCUGCAGGACGAAUUCUACGAAGCUGAAAAGCAGCUUGCAAGCAUUGAGAAACAAUUCUCUGCCAGCGCGGUGUGGUUCAUCCGGCUAGGUGCGCGCAUGCACAAGCACCACUGCUCGGGGUACUGA